CUGCUUGCAACAGACUCCAUCCAUCUUUGAAAGGGAUAAACUAGCUGGUGAGUGGAAUCAUGGGACUUCCUUGUGAUGUCAGCUGUGCUCAGAAUGUUUAUCGUCUAGACAACCCCAUCAAGCCCUUCGGCAGCAGGUGUGUGACCUCCAUACUCCACGGUCGUCAGACGAUGGAGAACUUCUCACUCCUCAGCAUUUCUGGACCUCGAAUCUCUUCCUCUGCCCUGAGCACUUUUCCUGAUAUUAUGUCCUCACAUGCCACCAGCUUGCCAGGCAUUGCUAAGACUGCAUUACCCACCGAGGCGUCCAGCCCCGCACAGGCCCUGCCACCUCAGCACCAAAGCAGCGCUCUCCGGCACGGGGUGGUGAACACAGUGCUCUUGCCAGACUGCAUCUUGGGGGACUCCCAGAAUGGGGAGCAGCUGAGGCGGAACUGUACCAUCUACCGGCCCUGGUUCUCCCCUUACAGCUACUUCAUAUGCAGGGACAAAGAGAACCACCUGGAGGCCCACAGCUUCCCAGAGGUGCAGCGGGACGAGGGCAGCGGGGACACCUGCCUUCCCGAGGACAUGGCUGAGAGCAUCUGCUCGUCCUCUUCCUCCCCAGAGAACACCUGCCUCCAAGAGGCCACCAAGAAAUCCAGGCACGGCAUGGACUCCGUGGACUACAUCACGUCCCGAGACAUUCUAAUGGCCUCCAAGUGGCACCUGGGCCAGCAGAAUGGCUACAAGUGCGCGUCCUGCUGCCGCAUGUACCCCACCCUGCACUCCCUCAAGAGCCACAUCAAAGGGGGCUUCAAGGAGGGCUUCAGCUGCAAGGUGUACUACCGUAAGCUCAAAACCCUCUGGUGCAAGGAGAAGGCCCGGCCGGGAGACAGGCUCUCCUUGGGCAGCUGCCAGGCCUUCAAGUAGCCCCGCUGGAUGGCGGCAGCUCUUGUUAGUGGACCCCUCAGGUAAAUAGGGGAUGAAGCCUAUUUAUGUCUCCAGAGAGAUGUCAAUAAACCCAAGUUAGUCACAGCCUUCUGUCAAGUCUGAGGUCACCUUGCACCACCUGCUGUCCUUCCCAGCCCCAG
Molecule: messenger RNA, 1072 nt
Organism: Ceratotherium simum simum (southern white rhinoceros)
Lineage: Eukaryota; Metazoa; Chordata; Mammalia; Perissodactyla; Rhinocerotidae
Gene: SPATA46
Product: spermatogenesis associated 46
Biological process (GO): fertilization
Cellular component (GO): nuclear membrane
Source: RefSeq, a predicted model, not a curated record